Messenger RNA from Malassezia globosa CBS 7966, 3519 nucleotides. RefSeq lists its product as uncharacterized. Gene Ontology annotation, molecular function: mismatched DNA binding; ATP binding; ATP-dependent DNA damage sensor activity. The coding region runs from base 1 to 3519 and encodes 1172 amino acids. Lineage: Eukaryota; Fungi; Basidiomycota; Malasseziomycetes; Malasseziales; Malasseziaceae. The transcript has a single exon. Gene Ontology annotation, cellular component: nucleus; MutSalpha complex. The record is from RefSeq and is a predicted model, not a curated record. Gene Ontology annotation, biological process: mismatch repair.
AUGUCCGCGGGCGCUGCAAAGCAAACGUCCUUGCUGGGCUUCUUUAGCAAAGCGCCUAAGCAAACAACACCUACGAAAGAAGCUCCAAGCACGCAGGACCCUUCCUCAGCUGUGUCGACGCCGCCUCCUACAGCAGAACGGUCCAGUGACGCGUCCUCGUCCAAGCAUGAAUUGUCGUCGCCUACACCGGACGUAUCUCGACCUGCCAAGGUGCCACGCACGAGCCAAAAGACUUUGUCUGCAUCGUCGUCGCUCACGCCCCCACCAUCAAGUGACGUGACCAUGACGGAGGAGACCGCUCCAUCGUCGUCUCCAACACAAGGGCGUCGUCGUGCGGCUCGACGCAUUAAUUACUCGGAACGACACAUGAAGCUUGAUGAGGACGACGACGACGACGACGAUGAUGAUGAUGAUGAUACCAAGUCACAAGAUGAGUUUGUCCUGUCAGAGACGUCCUCGGAGAGUAGCGAUGAGGAUGCGAGUGUCGUGGAAAGUGAAGAACCAUCAACAGCAGAUGAGCAGGAAGAGGACCCAGACGUCCAGGAUAUAGCAGCAACGCCGCCGCGGAGUAAACGAGGACGCCCAGCAGGCUCCCAACGCAUUGCCACCGAAACGUCCGCAUCUGCGCGCGCGCCUGCUGCUGCCUCAGCCUCCCCCGCAACAUCGUCGUUACCCCCGCUCACGCCAACCCCCCCUAUGUACAUGCCUAGGUCCGAUUCACACCUCACUAAAGCAGAGCAGCGCGUGCAAGAGGAAAAGCGCAAGCGACUCGAAAAUGAGCAAGCCUACGACUUCCUCCUGGACAUCCGCGAUAAAGACAUGAACCGGCCUGGCGACAUGAAUUACGACAAACGCACACUGUAUAUUCCACCCAGUGCAUGGAAGUCAUUCACACCAUUUGAAAAACAGUUCUGGGAGAUCAAGCAACAACACUGGGACACUGUCUUGUUCUUCCAGAAAGGCAAGUUUUACGAAUUGUAUGAAGAAGAUGCACUCAUCGGGCAUCGCGAGUGUGACCUGAAGCUGACGGAUCGUGUCAAGAUGAAGAUGGUCGGUGUGCCAGAAGCCUCCUUCGACAUGUUUGCCACGAAACUCCUAGCUCUCGGCUACAAGGUCGGCCGCGUCGACCAGUGUGAGACAGCUGUCGCCAAGGGUAUGCGUGUCGGUGAGAAGAGUCGUGGCGGCGGCUCCGACAUUGUGCGCCGCGAACUUCGGCACGUUGUCACCAGCGGCACAAUCGUCGAUGGUAGUGUCCUGGCAGACGACCUCAGCAGCUACUGCAUCAGUAUCAAGGAGCAUGUCCUGCCAUCUGGCUUGUCCGAGUUCGGCAUUUGCACGCUGGAUGCUGCUACAGCCGAGUUCCGCUACAUGUCAUUCGAGGAUGAUGCGGUUCUUUCUCAGCUCGAGACUCUGCUGCGCUCUUUGCGGAUCAAGGAGGUCCUCCAUGAGAAGGGCGUCAUGUCGCCAUCGACACUUCGUCUCAUUCGCAAUACCGUUCCCACGACAUGUCAGAUCACCAUGCUCAAGCCCGACACGGAGUUCCUUGAUGAAAUCUCGACACGUGCGCGCCUCGCACAUCUGUUUGACAGCGUGCCAGACGGCCUCGCGCCUCUUGCUGAACAGGGUGGACUGGCUCUCUGUGCUCUAGGCGGCUUGCUGUGGUACUUGGAGCAGCUCAACUUGGACACGGAUCUUUGUGCCAGCGGCAAUUUCCAGGUGCAAACGGCCCCGGCCGAUGCGCAAGGCGCUCUCGUCCUCGAUGCCAAGUCCCUCAUGCAUCUGCAUGUGCUCCAGAACGACGAGGGCUCUGAUGAAGGCACACUGCACCGCCUGCUGAAUCGGUGCACCACUCCGUUUGGCCGCCGGCUCUUCAAGCUCUGGCUCUCGUCGCCUCUAAGCAAGAUCGAGGCUAUCGAGGCUCGUCUCGAUGCCGUGGACGACCUGCGUGCGAAUCCCGCCUGGGCCGACGCCUUCGAUGCUUUCGCCAAGUCACUCCCUGAUCUCGAGCGCCUCCAGUCGCGUAUCGCCGCUGGCAAGUGCCGUCCUCGAGACUUUUUGCUUGUGUUGCGAGCGUUCGGGCGCUUUGGCAGUGCCAAGGAGCAGCUUCUCACUCUUUUGUCGUUGUCAGAGUCGCCAGUCUCUCGUCCAUCGAGUGUGCUGGUCACUCUCCUGCGGGAAUGGCCAGACGUCGCUGAGUUGGCACAGAUGCUUCGGAGUCACUUCGUCUCGAAUGACGAUGGCUCCUUCACGCCCGUCAAGGGCGAGUGCGAAGCGUACGAUGCCGCCGUUGAUAGCGUACAUGCUGCAGAGGCGCGCUUAGAGGCUGAAAAGGACCGGUGUGUCGCUGAGCUUCGCAUCUCGAAACGCGAGGCAGGGUGGAAACAUGUGGGCACGAAUGAAAUCUACCAACUCGAAGUGCCUGCGCGCACAAAAGUGCCUGCGCCUUGGAUCCUGAUGAGUCAGACGAAAGCAUGCAAACGCUACUACACACCUCGAACCCGCGAGUUGAUUCGCGAGCUCAAAGAGGCGCGUGAGACUCGCGUCGCUGCGCUAAAGCGCUUUCAAGAGGAUGUAUAUGUCUGGUUCCGCCAGGACUUGCCGUCAUAUGCACGUGCGAUACGAUCGGUCGCGCAGCUGGAUUGUCUCGUGAGUCUUGCUAAGAGCUCCAUGGCACUCGGCACGCCGGCGUGCCGUCCAGAGCUCGUGCAGCAAGACUCCGCCAUGUUCCGCUUCACACAACUCCGGCAUCCGUGCAUGGCGCCCAGCUCUUUGACGGGUGCGACAGAGUUUAUCCCGAAUGACGUGGCAUUAGGUGCCGAUGCUGAAGAUGUCAUGGUACUCACGGGAGGCAACAUGGCCGGUAAAAGCACCACCGCCCGCACCGCAGCCACCGCCGUUAUCCUGGCACAAAUGGGGUGCUAUGUGCCUGCGACACACGCGCGCAUCGCACCUGUUGAUCGUAUCGCAUCGCGCAUGGGUGCGAAUGACCAGCUGUUCCGCCGGCAAUCGACAUUUAUGGUGGAAAUGCUUGAAGCGUCCAAGAUUCUUCGCGAAGCGACGCCGCGCUCACUCGUCUUGAUGGAUGAGCUUGGCCGUGGCACAUCGACAUUUGAUGGCCAGGCCAUCGCCUACGCAGUACUGUACCACCUUGUCGCUCGUUCACAGUGCUUGUGCUUUUUCAUGACCCACUACACUACGAUGGCCCAAAGCCUUGACACGUACCCACGCCUUGCCAAUCGGCACAUGGAGGUGCGUGUCGACGACGAGCAUCGUCAUGUCGUGUUUACAUACCGCCUCGUGCCAGGCGUAGCGGAAUCGUCGUAUGGCACACAGGUCGCUCAUAUUGCUGGUGUGCCCGCGGACAUCUGUGCCAAGGCGUCAGACGUGUCGCGGGAAUUCUGGCAUGAAGCACAGCGUCUCCAUGCCCAGCAGGCACAUUGCUCGAUCCCACUCAAUCAGCUCGCAGACUUCGCGCGCCUGGUCACCAUGGGCCGAGCAGGCGCCAUCAACUCAAGCUAG